Capsella rubella is the source of this 1079-nucleotide messenger RNA. Its product is annotated as histone H3-like 5. Lineage: Eukaryota; Viridiplantae; Streptophyta; Magnoliopsida; Brassicales; Brassicaceae. The transcript has 2 exons. Gene Ontology annotation, cellular component: nucleosome. The record is from RefSeq and is a predicted model, not a curated record. Bases 50 to 877 code for a protein of 275 amino acids. Gene Ontology annotation, molecular function: structural constituent of chromatin; DNA binding; protein heterodimerization activity.
UCAGAUUCUCUCAGCUAAUCGAAAUCAAAACUAGUAAAGGAAUUCCCAAAUGGCUCGUACAAAGCAAACAGCUCGCAAAUCCACCGGAGGAAAGGCUCCAAGGAAGCAACUGGCUACAAAAGCGGCGAGAAAAUCAGCCCCAGCCACCGGAGGAGUGAAGAAGCCACACAGAUUUCGUCCAGGAACCGUUGCCUUGAGGGAGAUUAGGAAGUACCAGAAGAGCACUGAGCUUUUGAUCCGUAAGCUUCCUUUCCAGCGUCUUGUUCGUGAGAUUGCUCAAGAUUUCAAAACGGAUCUGAGGUUCCAGAGCAGUGCAGUCGCGGCUCUGCAGGAAGCGGCUGAGGCUUAUUUGGUUGGUUUGUUUGAGGAUACUAACCUCUGCGCGAUUCACGCCAAGAGAGUUACUAUCAUGCCUAAGGAUAUUCAGCUUGCGAGGAGGAUCAGAGGAGAGAGGAUUCAUUUCGAAAUGGCUCGUACGAAGCAAACCGCUAGGAAAUCCACCGGAGGCAAAGCACCAAGGAAGCAGCUCGCGACCAAGGCUGCCCGGAAGUCCGCUCCUGCCACCGGAGGUGUCAAGAAGCCACACAGAUUCCGUCCAGGAACCGUUGCCUUGAGAGAGAUCAGGAAGUACCAGAAGAGCACUGAGCUUCUGAUCCGUAAGCUUCCUUUCCAGCGUCUGGUUCGUGAGAUUGCUCAGGAUUUCAAGACGGAUCUGAGGUUCCAGAGCAGUGCAGUCGCUGCUCUUCAGGAAGCGGCUGAGGCUUAUUUGGUUGGUUUGUUUGAAGACACUAACCUUUGCGCGAUCCACGCUAAGAGGGUCACCAUCAUGCCUAAGGAUAUCCAGCUCGCGAGGAGAAUCAGAGGUGAAAGAGCUUGAAGACUCGUUGUUACGCGCUCUACUAGCUUUUUGCUUGGUGCUUUCUGGGAUUUGAUUUUCGUUUAGUUAAUUGGUUCUUGUAAUAAGCUUUGUGCUUGGAUCGUUUCUAAUUUUCGUUGUUAGGUGCUUUUGUUUAGUCAGUCGUCAACGUGUUCGACGAAAUAUCCCAAUGAAAGUUUAAUAUAUAACUUAUUCGCCUAAA